Molecule: messenger RNA, 1311 nt
Organism: Lolium rigidum
Lineage: Eukaryota; Viridiplantae; Streptophyta; Magnoliopsida; Poales; Poaceae
Product: heparan-alpha-glucosaminide N-acetyltransferase-like
Exons: 11
Coding region: 1-1311 (436 amino acids)
Source: RefSeq, a predicted model, not a curated record
AUGGCAGCGGUGAAGAUCGUCGACACCACGGAGUCCCCGGAGGGAGACGACAACCACUAUUCCGACGUUGAGGCAGGCAACAUCGGCGGAACAGCAACGAUUCUCCGGGUGGUGUCACUGAGGCAGCAUCGCCUCGUCUCGCUCGACGUCUUCAGGGGCAUAACCGUAACGCUGAUGAUGAUUGUGGACGAUAUUGGUGGCCUCGUCCCGAAGAUAAGCCAUUCUCCGUGGGAUGGCGCCACGUUGGCGGAUUUCGUGUUCCCCUUCUUCCUCUUCAUCGUGGGGGUCUCUUUGGCCUUGGCCUACAAAAGGGUGCCAAACAGAAUGUUGGCUACCAAGAAGGCAGUGCUCCGGGCUGCAAAACUUUUCCUUCUGGGCCUCCUGCUUCAAGGUGGCUUCUUCCACAGUAUACAUGAUCUUACUUACGGGGUUGACAUUCGCAAGAUACGAUCGAUGGGCGUGUUGCAGAGAACUGCCAUGGCAUACCUAGCGGUGGCGCUAUGCGAAAUCUGGCUAAAGGGGGGCGGCGGGGGCUCCAGCUGCACAAUAGUCAGAAAAAACCGGCAUCAGCUGCUUGUUGGUUUGGUCCUCACGGUCACGUACACGGUGAUCUUGUACGGUUUGUACGUGCCUGACUGGGAGUACGACGUCAUGUCUCCUGACUCUACCGUGAAACAUUUUGUGGUGCAAUGUGGUGUGAGAAGUUCUACAGGGCCAGGUUGCAACGCCGUUGGCAUGAUCGACCGGAGUGUUCUUGGAAUCCAGCAUCUCUAUACACACCCGUUCUAUCUGAAAACGGCGCGGUGCAGCAUCGACUCUCCUCGCAACGGGCCGCUGCCGUCCGACGCGCCGCCGUGGUGCCAAGCCCCCUUCGACCCCGAGGGCCUCCUUAGCUCCUUGAUGGCAACCGUGACCUGCUUGGUGGGGCUCCAGUUCGGGCACGUCAUCGUCCACUUCAAGGAGCACGAUGAGAGAAUGGUGUGGUGGUCCAUCCCGGGGUUUAGCUUACUAGCUUUCGGAUUCUCCCUCGACUUCUUCGGGUUGCGUAUGAACAAGUCACUGUACAGCCUGAGCUACACCUGCGUCACCGCUGGUACAGCUGGACUUUUCUUAGCAGGGAUCUAUUUGCUGGUGGACGUGUACGGUUACAAGAGGUUGGUUUUCCCAAUGGAGUGGAUUGGAAAGCAUGCUCUAUUGUUUUUUGUUCUAGUAGCAUGCAACGUCGCCCCAAUCAUAUUGCAGGGGUUCUACUGGAGGGAACCAAAUAAUAACCUUGUAAGGCACCUCUCCAUUCUGUCCGAUAUCAAUUGA